AUUUGACAGAUAACCAAGUUUCCAGUUAAAAAUUAAUCAGUUUUGAGAAUUAUCAUAUAUCACAUAUCGUUAUCUCGGUACAGACACAAAUAUUUACGAAACUUUGAUACUAUGCUGAUUGAGUAUUUAUGAUACUAUUUGUCAAGUUUAGUGCCAGUCAUAUCUUUGCCUAGCACCUGUGUAAUUCAACGAACAAAAAUGUUGAACCGCUUUAAGUCAGUAUUAAUGAGUGCUGUAGGCGCAAGCGAGCUUGGCCUACAGUACUCUAAUGAUUCAGACAAUGAUAUGAUGACAGAUUAUAUUAAUUCUAACUAUGUAGUAGAAGUAGAAAAUAAACCUUAUAGCCGUCCAAGUUUUCUAGGCUUGACAGCUGAGGAAACGCAGGUGAGUGCAGAUCACAGAGUAAGACCUAUAAUAGUUCCGAGAGAUCUUAGCCGUUUGCCGUGGUGUGCUGGCUAUGCAGAAUGUAUAAACGCUGGAAAGAGUACUUGGAAUGAAGAUCAAGCUUCAGCAACACGUGGAGAUUUAAAAUUAUCAGACGUUAAUGUUACACUACCUUAUGUCAUGUUUUCAAUGUUUGAUGGACAUGCAGGGUAUCAAGUGGCUCUUACAGCAAGAUUACAUCUACAUAGGAUAAUCCUUGAAAGGUUACUGGCUAUACCAGGCAACAUGCUAUUAAACGAAGAUGAAAAUGAACUGAUAAAGGGUAGAGAUCUAGUGACAGGUGCUAUAGAAUUAGCGUAUAGACAAAUGGAUCAAAUGGUAGAGUUGCAAGCUCAAAAUGGUGGUGGUGGUUGUACCGCUAUCACAAUUUUAUUUCUUAAUGGAAGACUUUAUGCAGCAGGAGCUGGUGAUUCAAGGGCCGUAUUAGUUUUGGGAGAAGAACAACGUGCUCUUACUAGAGAUCAUACUCCAGACUCCGAAUCAAAUCGUGUUAGAGCUCUAGGUUUUUUAAGAAGUAAUGAGUUGCUCAAAGGCCAUUUUACUCCGUUGGAAUUUAGAAAGAGACCGUUGCAAAAGGAAUUGGGAUCUUUGGUUUUAUAUAGAGAACCUUUUAUGACAGGUUGGGCAUAUAAAACUUUAACACAUCCAGAUUUAAAACUACCGCUCAUUUCAGGACACGGAAAAAGGAGCAGAGUAAUGGGAACAAUAGGCGUGACUAGAGGCUUUGGAGAUCAUGGUUUGAAAGCAGCAAAUACCGGUGUUAAUAUCAAACCAUUCCUAUCAUCACAACCUGAAGUACAAUCUUUGGAUCUGGACAGUUGCAAUCUCACCGAACGAGAUUGUAUUAUUGUCGCCACGGACGGACUUUGGGAUGUAGUAUCAGAUAAAACAGCGGCAGCAAUACUUAGAAAAACUCUUGCACCUGAUACUCCAUCAUUAGAAUAUAGACUCACAAUGGGUGCUCAAGAAUUGGUGCAAGCAGCAAGAGGUCGAUUAAUCGGUAGAGUAUGGAUGGGAAAACCGGAAAAUCCUAACGAUUUGGACGAAAAAUCCUCACCUAUAGCAUCGGUGGACGAUAUUAGCGUGUUAGUAGUACCUUUAUAUCCAUAUUUAUGCGAGCAUAAACAGUGGCUAAAAACAACACAGCAAGAACGAAGAUAUGCUGCGGAUUCACUAGCAACAAUGUGCUUCGAUUAUCCUAUCUCUAAUAGAUCCACUGAUAAUCCCUCAUAAUGCAUCAUUACGGUAAUCCAAUCAAAUGCUUUGCAAGCACUAGUGACAAUAUUAUUAUUCAAUACGCAGCUGACGAAUUACAUUUAUUUGCAUUAUUAUAAUGAUUUGUCGUAUAUUCACGAUGAUUUUUAUUUUACUGUAGAAUAAUUAGCGAUCUUUAAGUGCACAGUCGCCGUAUAUUCUUCUUGAUUCGCAAAAUACUAAAUUAUUGCAUACUGCCACGUAUAUAUGUUAACUACAAAUAGCUAUGUUCUUAUUAUUUAAAUAAACAUUCCACUGUGACAUUAUUUUAUAUAACAUGAAAUAUCUACAAUAUUCCGAAUAUAUGUGAUCAUAUAUAAGCACCUCGUAUAUAAGCAUUAAUUUCUAGAUUGUUACUAAUAUGUAACUAGUAUAGACUGCAUACAAUGUAACAUUGUGCGCAUAUAGACUGUACACAAUGGAUGCUUUUCAAUUGUAAAAUCACUAGGACACUUUCGUUACAUAUAAUAUCACAAAUUGUGUUCCAAUUGCUAUAAUCGUCAACAUAACACUACACAUUCGUACUCAAUCCAAGGGUUACUAGUUAGUUGUGUGAAUUUCACUCACACUGCUGGAUCAGUACACAUUAAAGAUUGCUUUUUAUAAAGUAUCU
Trachymyrmex cornetzi is the source of this 2311-nucleotide messenger RNA. Its product is annotated as protein phosphatase 1M. Gene Ontology annotation, cellular component: mitochondrion. The record is from RefSeq and is a predicted model, not a curated record. The transcript has 6 exons. Bases 199 to 1677 code for a protein of 492 amino acids. Gene Ontology annotation, molecular function: cation binding; [pyruvate dehydrogenase (acetyl-transferring)]-phosphatase activity. NCBI's taxonomy places the organism in Eukaryota, Metazoa, Arthropoda, Insecta, Hymenoptera, Formicidae. Gene Ontology annotation, biological process: protein dephosphorylation.